Molecule: messenger RNA, 282 nt
Organism: Clonostachys solani
Lineage: Eukaryota; Fungi; Ascomycota; Sordariomycetes; Hypocreales; Bionectriaceae
Source: the annotation of a GenBank genome assembly
AUGACUGUCUACGAAGUGGAAACAAUCCUCAGCGCACCUAUGGGAGUCAUCGGUCAACAGCAGAGUGAAAUCUUCAUUGGCGUUAAGGAAGAGACGACGGAAGCCGCUCAGUGCGUGACCAAGCACUACUGGAUCCUGGAAACAGUCGAUUUCGAUACCCAGGACAGUCUGUUCGUCGCGGUAUUUCACAUCUCCGAUCUUCGUGAGAAUCUGAUGCUUUUUCAUCGCUUCUUCUCGGGUAAUGUGGAUCCCUUCCGUGAAUCUGACCAUGGGGUGCUUUGA